AGAUACAGGAUAAAGGGAAUAAGAUAAGGUCCAAUGAAAGAUAGUCCAAGUGUCUACUUCAACUUGAACUUGAGCAGCACUUUGCAAAGCCCACGGUUUAAAAUGACUGCUUUUUAUUCCGAGUGAUUGGCUGGUAUAGCUGGCAGAAUGCAGCAGCCUGUGUGGAUUGGGGAAGAGGAGGAGGAGGAGAGGCAGCAGCAAAGAUACUAGAGGGCAGUAGUCGCAGUCUGUCGGGGGGCGUGAUCAAAUCUACAAAGCUACUAAAGCCAGCUUGUGUGUGAUUGAGCCGAGUUACUGCAGGCCAGGCGGUGGGUGACAGUGACAGCUGGGUAUGGCUGACGAGCUACAGGCAUGGAGCGGACCUCUGGCCUUGAACGAAGUGGAUGAGAAACCCCAGCACCCGCUGGCUGUCAAAUACGAUGGCGUGGACAUCGAUGCGCUGGGCAAAGUGCUGACGCCCACCCAGGUGCAGAAACGUCCAGUCAGCAUUAACUGGCCUGGUUGCAGUCCAGCCAAGCAAUACACUCUAGUUCUGACCGACCCCGAUGCUCCAAGUAGGGAGAAACCAAAAUUUAGGGAAUGGCAUCAUUUCCUUGUCGUCAAUAUGAAAGGAAAUGAUAUUAAAAGUGGAGAGAUUCUUUCUGACUAUGUUGGCUCUGGUCCUCCCCAAGGAACAGGUCUUCACCGCUAUGUCUGGCUGGUUUAUGAACAAUCUAAAGCGUUACAAUGUGAUGAACCACGAUUGACCAACCGGUCUGGCGAUAAGCGCGGGAAUUUCAAAACUGCCGCUUUCCGUAAGAAGUACAGUUUGGGUUCGCCAGUGGCUGGCAUCUGUUAUCAAGCUGAAUGGGAUAAUUAUGUGCCAAAACUUUAUGACCAGUUAGCUGGAAAGUAAAAAAAUUGCAAGUUUCUGAACAGUUUUGCAGUUUUAACAAAUGUGCACAUCCUUGUGACUAAUGUCAAUAGUAUUGUUGUGUUCACAGUUCCUGUCAUGGCAACCACCUUGCUUUUGACUCUAAAAUAAAACAUGAGUGGAUGAUAA
Amblyraja radiata (thorny skate) is the source of this 1042-nucleotide messenger RNA. RefSeq names its product phosphatidylethanolamine binding protein 1 (gene pebp1). Gene Ontology annotation, biological process: negative regulation of MAPK cascade. Lineage: Eukaryota; Metazoa; Chordata; Chondrichthyes; Rajiformes; Rajidae. Bases 332 to 895 code for a protein of 187 amino acids. The record is from RefSeq and is a predicted model, not a curated record. The transcript has 4 exons.